UCUCUCCUUUGCCUGGGUGAUGUCUACUCUCACUUCCCCUCUCACUCAUGUCCUUCCGCAUCAAUGAAAUCCUGAUCUCCGCCAGUCGAAUCUCUGUUGGCUGUUUCUUUCUCCAGACUCUUCCCUUUUUCAGAAAUGCUGUGGAGAUCCAGACAUGGACAGGGAGGCUAAUCUGCCGGUCCCACCGCGACUCGCACCCAAAAAUCUGCUCCGUCCGAUUGUUAUAAAUUCGGACACCACGUCAUCUUCGUCCUCUUCAUUCUCUUCACCCUCCUCGCCGCCAGACCUACUCCGGCAUGUUCAAGCCGCCUUCAAGCGACACCGUCCUCUAGGUACAAUGCAGUCAAACAGUAUAAUGCCCAAGCGUAGUUUAGUUCCUAAACGUGAAGCAUCAAGGAACUUGGGUUCAAAUGCAGGUCCUUGUGUAGACACAAAGAAAAAUCAAGAUGUGCUUCGAAUCAGCCAGGAUCAUGCAGAGAAGGAUACAAUUGUGAAGACAAAGAACGCUACAGGAGCACCUGUUGUUGGGGAAGCUCAAGAAAAUGCAUCUAUUACACCACCCUCGAUUUCAGGCACUAUCACCAAUACAUUUGAUGACAAUUUUAACCCAUUUGAUGUGCAGAGAGAUUGCUCUAAAGCUGUUACUGGUUGUAAAGAAAUUAAUCCAUCCCAUUUAGAGUUUCAACACGAUGAAGGUCAGAGAAAAGUUCAGUUUUCACUUCGAAGCAAUACCAGUUGUCAGGGGGCCAAUGACCGAAUGGCCACUAGAAUGGAGAACUUAUCAUCUCAUAUGAAUUCCCUUGCAUUGACAGAAAUGGAAUGGGAUAGAAGCAAUGAAGUAGAAGCCUCUACAGUUGUGAAUAAUGAUUCCAAGUACCAGCAUUUUCGAAAUACAGAAUCUGAUAUAAGUUUGAAGCCUGAUGGUGAAAUUUCUUCUUCAUUGGCAAGGACAAAAACAGUUGUCCAGGAUCAGCUGCACCAGUUUGGAAACUUCGUAAGUCAGCCUGCUGUUCAAUUUUCUGUUGUAGGCUCAUCAUGUGCAACCUCAACAUCUAUACAUUCUACUUCAGCACCUUUGCUGAAUUCAACAACCUAUUCUCGUUAUCAAGAUGGCAGUGCUCAUGAUGCUGUAGAACCUCGAGGGGGUUGCAAUAUGAAUCCAGAGCCUGUAAAUCAAGGAGAUAUGAUGCAUGCUUCAUGUCCGUCACUUAAGGAUACCGAUAGAGUUCAAGUUGAUCAGAGAGCAACCAGAGAUCAAGUUUCUACCUCUGUUAUUGACACCCGAGUUGAAGUUCAGGAACAUGAAUUGUCAAAGGAGCAACAAGGCAGUCUGAUUAAGGAGAGUUGUAUAAUGAAGGAUCUUCCCCUGCAUGAUGAUAAGUCAAUGGAAGGGCGUCAACUUGAAGGCCAUUUUACUGGUGUACAAUCUCAAGCUCCAUUGUCCAAAAGUUUGUCAUCUGAUGUCAAGUUAGAGACUUCUAAACUUGAAAAACAGGAGAAGCCUACAAGUGGUAAAGGAGUGUCUGCACCUCGUAAACGGAAUUAUGAUCCUGACUUGUUCUUUAAAGUUAAUGGAAAGCUCUAUCAAAGGCUUGGUAAGAUAGGUAGUGGAGGAAGCAGUGAGGUCCACAAAGUGAUUUCGUCAGACUGUACAAUCUAUGCACUUAAGAAAAUCAAGCUUAAAGGCCGUGAUUAUGCUACUGCAUAUGGGUUCUGUCAGGAAAUUGAAUAUUUAAACAAGUUGAAGGGAAAGAAAAACAUUAUACAGCUAAUAGACUAUGAGGUGACAGAUAAAGCUUUGCUUCGAGCAGUCUUGAAUGGCUCCAUGAGCAAUAAAGAUAGCAGAGUCAAGGAUGAUGGAUAUAUAUACAUGGUACUAGAGUAUGGGGAAAUUGAUCUGGCUCAUAUGCUGUCCCAAAAAUGGAAGGAAAUGGAUGGCUCCAAUCAGACCAUAGAUGAGAACUGGCUUCGAUUUUAUUGGCAGCAAAUACUUGAAGCUGUGAACACCAUUCAUGAGGAACGUAUUGUGCACUCUGAUUUGAAGCCAGCUAAUUUUCUUCUUGUCAAAGGUUUUUUAAAGCUAAUCGAUUUUGGUAUUGCCAAAGCCAUAAAUAGUGAUACAACCAACAUCCAAAGAGAUUCACAGGUGGGUACCCUGAGCUACAUGUCACCUGAAGCAUUCAUGUGCAAUGAGAGUGAUGCAAAUGGAAACACAAUAAAAUGUGGUCGUCCAUCAGAUAUAUGGUCUCUCGGUUGCAUUCUUUACCAAAUGGUGUAUGGGAGGACACCCUUUUCAGAUUAUAAAACCUUCUGGACCAAGUUUAAAGUUAUCACAGAUCCUAACCAUGAAAUAACCUAUGAACCCGUUCCGAAUCCAUGGCUUCUUGAUCUUAUGAAGAAGUGUCUUGCCUGGGACCGCAAUGAAAGGUGGAGGAUUCCUCAGCUCCUUCAACAUCCUUUCCUUGUUCCCCCAAUACCGUUCCAACCAUCUUCAGCUCAAGACCAAAGCUAUAAACUGCUUCAACUUCUAGCCGAAUCUUGUGCCAAUGACCGCAAAGCUUUGAUAUUAUGCAGUCAGCUUAGUCAACUACUUGAGGACCCAGUCCUGCCGAAAGCAUCUCAGUUAUCAACAUCGAGAGAUCAACAAGCAAAGUUGCUCUCUGAAAUGUCUAAGCUUUGCCUUGAGCUCCAGAAACGUUUAUCUGAUCAAGGAAGAGAAUAGGUAGAGACAGAAGUGUAAAUUACUUGUUAAGAUUGUUUUAACGGGGCAAAGUCAUUUUCAAGGCUAUAAGGAAUGUCUCCUGAUCCUAGGUGUUUUGAUCCCUCACCAUGUAGCUAUGAGUAACACCUUUUCUGUUGUGCGUUUUUAAAUUUUGGAGUAUGAGCCGAAAAGAUAUUAUGCUCCAAUCAAUUUAAAAUAGAACUGGCUGCUGUUGUGCUUA
This is a messenger RNA of Mangifera indica (mango), 2942 nucleotides long. Its product is annotated as serine/threonine-protein kinase MPS1-like. Gene Ontology annotation, molecular function: protein serine/threonine kinase activity; ATP binding; protein serine/threonine/tyrosine kinase activity. The record is from RefSeq and is a predicted model, not a curated record. NCBI's taxonomy places the organism in Eukaryota, Viridiplantae, Streptophyta, Magnoliopsida, Sapindales, Anacardiaceae. The coding region runs from base 155 to 2722 and encodes 855 amino acids. Gene Ontology annotation, cellular component: kinetochore; nucleus; spindle. The transcript has 6 exons. Gene Ontology annotation, biological process: mitotic spindle assembly checkpoint signaling; protein localization to kinetochore; peptidyl-serine phosphorylation.